This is a messenger RNA of Owenia fusiformis, 757 nucleotides long. Lineage: Eukaryota; Metazoa; Annelida; Polychaeta; Sabellida; Oweniidae. The record is from the annotation of a GenBank genome assembly.
UGUGGAUUUAGAUCUAGCAAUAAAAUUGAGAAGAGGUCUAUCUCAGCAGAGAUUGAACUUCCAGAUCCUAUUUCAAUAUGGGUAACGUCCUAGGAAUGAAUAAGAUCAUGGAUGAUCAACUAGCAAAGAACCAAGAAUUCAUGUUGAAGAUGCAAACCAUGACUCUGGAGAGGCAGUUAGCAAUGCAGAAUGUGAUGAGGGAGAGGAUGAUGGCCACACAAAUUGCCAGAUCUAGGGACUUGUUCUACUGGUUCGCAUCAUUUUACAGUUUAGCCUUAAUAGGAGGCAUUGCUGGGUUCAGACAUACCAGAAAACCUGCAGCCAUAGUUCCCUUAGUACCUCUAACAUUUAUCCUUGGUUACCAAGCUGAUAUGGCAUUUUACACAAAGAUACAUAGAAUACAAGUUGAGGCGGAAAGUAUAUUGAAAUCUGAACAAGAUCUUCUUGCAAUGCCAGGUGGUGUCCCCACUGUUGAGACAAUUGACCAGGCUAGACGAGCCCGCAAGGAUGAGGAACGUGCCAAAAGUCAUCAAUUGUUCCUUUAAUUUAGAAUCGAUAUAGGAUUUCAUAUAUAGUUUUAUUAGCUAUUUUAUAGUCUUGUUUCAAGCCCUUUGUGACCAGUAGCCCUCCUUAAGACUUUAUGUCAAGUAGACAUGGGUAGGGUCCAAAGACUUGAUGCAAGGCUACCGUUUUCAUGGAUAUAUAAGAAUAAAGACAGUAAUUUAUAUUGACCUGUAUUGUUUGUCAGGGGAUGUUC